Microdochium trichocladiopsis is the source of this 1101-nucleotide messenger RNA. Its product is annotated as chaperonin 10-like protein. The transcript has a single exon. NCBI's taxonomy places the organism in Eukaryota, Fungi, Ascomycota, Sordariomycetes, Xylariales, Microdochiaceae. Gene Ontology annotation, molecular function: oxidoreductase activity, acting on NAD(P)H. The coding region runs from base 1 to 1101 and encodes 366 amino acids. The record is from RefSeq and is a predicted model, not a curated record.
AUGUCCCUCCCGCAGACCUUCCAGGCCGCCCUCCUCACCGGCGCCGGCGCCCCGAUCGAGGUCCGCGACCGCACGCCCGAGCGGGCCGGCCUCGAGCCACAGGAGGUCGCCAUCAAGAUGACCGCGACGGCCAUCAACCCGGUCGACUGGAAGCUGCGCGACCACCCGUCCAUCUUCUUCGGGGACCGGCUGCCCGCCGUGCUGGGCACCGACGCGGCCGGCACGAUCCACGCCAAGGGAUCGUCGGUCACAAACCUCGAGGUCGGCGACCGCGUCUUCUUCCAGGGCCACCUGGGCAAGUACGACACGUCGUCGUUCCAGGAGUACGCGCGGACCGACGCCGCCGUCGUCGGCAGGACGCCGCGCAACAUCUCGGACGAGCAGGCCGCCGGGGUCAGCCUCGCGGGCAUGACGGCCGCGAUUGGCCUGUACCACUCUGUCGGUCGGGGGCUUGCCGCACCCUGGGAUGACAACGGUGGCAGCCAGGCGGGCAACGGCAAGGCGAUUGUGGUGCUGGGCGGCAGCGCGAGCGUGGGUCAGUACGUCGUGCAGCUUGCGCGGCUGUCGGGGUACUCGCGGAUCGUGACCAACGCGAGCGCGGCCCACGCGACGCUGCUCAGGAGGCUCGGCGCGAGCACCGUGCUGGACCGCAAGACGCAGAACUCGGCGGGAGACUUUGUUCAGGCUGUCGGAGAGGAUAUCGAGCUCGACUGCGUGUACGACACGAUCGGCACGCCCGAGACGCAGUGCCUGGCCGUCGAGAUCCUGCAAAAGGCCCGCAAGGUCCGCGGCGGCAGCGCAGGCGCCCCGAGUCUCGUCGUGUGCACGCACAACGCCGACGACAAGGCGGUGCGGCAGGGCAGCAAGCUGGAGGGCGGCGCGAGGAAGGUCGAGAUCAAGGGCAUCCUGGCCGUCGGCCCAGCACCCGAGUACCGCAACGUGUCGGAGCCGUUCUACGUGCACGUCGCCAGGUGGCUCGAGGCGGGCGAGUUUGUGCCCAACAGCCCCGUCGUCGUCGAGGGGGGCGUGCACGGCAUCGAGGAGGCGCUGCGGAUGCAGAAGGCGGGCGUGUCCGGGGCCAAGGUUGUCGUCAAGUUCUGA